Meloidogyne enterolobii is the source of this 1942-nucleotide messenger RNA. Lineage: Eukaryota; Metazoa; Nematoda; Chromadorea; Rhabditida; Meloidogynidae. The record is from the annotation of a GenBank genome assembly.
UCUGCCUUAUAAUGUGCUUCAAGAGCCCUUUCCUGCUUGGAUUAAAGUGAGCUGUUGGCUUAUAAAGAACAAAGCAGAUAGAAAUUGGGUGUUAUUAAUUUUUAAUGAGAGUAAAUGAGCAGCUUUAACUUUUUUAAUGGCAACCUUUUUUAAACAAUUAUAUCAAAAGUCAUUAUUGAGUUGAAUUUAAUUAGCCUUUAAUUAAUUAAUAUUUUUUAAUUUUUUAGAUAUUGCUUGCUUUUAAUAUUUCAUGAGUGCUUCUUCCUCCUCUAAUUGUGACAACAUCGAAAAUAAAACUGUUAAAACAAAAUUAAAUGAAAAUGGAGAAGAAAAAGAAAAGGAAGAAGAAGAUUCAAUUCCCGGACCAAAACCUCCAAAAGCGCCCAAAAAAGAAUAUAUCGAAAUUCUAUUAAAUCCUCCCGAAGAAAGAAUAAAAAAGAAGAAUAAAAAUAUUUGUGAACGUAUUCUUUCAAGACUUAAAAAUCGAGAAGUUUUUGGCAAUUCUCUUUCUUUGCCCAACAUUUUUGAAUUAAAUAAAAGAAAUUCUUCUGUUCAUCAAAGAGAUUUAAAAGCACAUACAGGCUGUGUUAAUGCUGUGGAUUUUUCGCCAAAUGAAGAAUGGAUUGUUAGUGGAGGUGAUGAUUUAAAAGUCCGCCUAUGGAAAACAGUUGAUUGCUGCACUUCUGAAACUCCUUCAUUAACAAGCGUUACAAUGAAAUCAGUUCAUCAAUCAAAUAUUUUUGCUCUUCGAUUUUCUCACAAAACUGAAAGAGUUUAUUCUGCUGGGAAUGACCAUCGACUUUUGGUACAUGAUAUGAGGACUCUUGGACGUCUUUGUACUUAUCGGGCAGCUUCUUCUAUUUAUCAUAUUUCCACUCAUCCAGUUGAUGACAACAUGAUUGCGGCCUCCUCAGAUGAUCGAAACGUUUAUUUGUUUGAUUUGCGAGGUGGAGAAGGUGAUGGAAUGUGUACAAAAUUAAAACAAGAGGGACGUGCUUAUUCUGUUUGUUGGAAUCCUUUAAAUCAUAAUAUUGUAGCUGUUUGUAAUGAAAAGACCGGAUUGGUUAUUUAUGACUUGAGGAUGGGAAUAAAUAAUUACGUUGAAGCUGGAAAAAUUACUCGUCGUGCAAUUUGUUCAGAUUGGUCACCAAAUGGUGAAGCACUUUUUUGUGUUAUGAGCCGUUCAAAUCCUGUAGUUUUUAAUUUGUCUACCUCAGAAUAUGUUCAUUUACGUGAUCCAAAUUAUUCAAAUUUUUGUACAAUUAAAUCUUGCACUUUUGCUGGUCAUAAUUUUAUGUGUACGGGCAGUGAUGAUUGGAAUAUUUAUGUUUGGGAAAUGCCGACAGAUUGGAGCGACAAAAAUGACGAAAAUGAAAAUACAAGUAACGCCUUCACUGUCCUACGCGGGCAUCGCUCAAUAGUCAAUCAUGUUAAAUAUGGCUCAAAAAGUGGAUUAAUGUUGUCUUGUGGAGUUGAAAAAAUUGUUAAAUGUUGGAGUCCUUUGCCAUUAUUUAGUUCCUAUAGCAAUCCAAAACUGAGAACAAAACUUUCAAAUGCACGUCUUUUUCCGUAUGUGGAUAUGGGUGAUCCACAUGGGGAUUCUGAUAUUGAAGAAGAUUUGAGCACCUUACAUCGUUUUGAUUAUUACUAUGAGAUCCAGUCUUUACGAAUGCGUCAGUCAAAUGGAAUUGUGGAGGAUUCCGAUUCGGAUUCUGAUAUGGAUUCAAAUUAUUCUUCUGGCUUUCUUUUGUAUCAGUUUCAGAAUAAUGCAAACAAUGGAAGCAAUAAUGGAGAUGACCAGGAAUCCUAUUUUAGUGGUAUAAGUGCCGGUGGGGAUGUUGAAGAUUCAUCAACAUCAGAAAAUGCUUCAAUUUCUAGUCAACCCCUCGGUCAUUCUGUUGGGGGAGGGGGAGGCCAUAAUAAUUUUGAUGAUGCUUUUUAA